Messenger RNA from Heteronotia binoei (common prickly gecko), 2438 nucleotides. It is a transcript of the gene MTMR9, whose product is annotated as myotubularin related protein 9. Lineage: Eukaryota; Metazoa; Chordata; Lepidosauria; Squamata; Gekkonidae. The record is from RefSeq and is a predicted model, not a curated record. The coding region runs from base 448 to 2115 and encodes 555 amino acids. Gene Ontology annotation, biological process: negative regulation of autophagy. The transcript is spliced from 11 exons.
UUUGGAGAUUUUCCCCGUAGGCUGGAAGGGUUGCAGAGGGGGGUUCCUGUGGCUGGUAGAGCGGGUUAGAAAAGGAGGUAGUUUAUCUCAUUGAGUCCCGCUUUUUAUUUAGUUAAGGGGUUAAUCCCUUUGCUGCAAGACUAUAUUGAAAGCCCUCUGCACCUCAUGGAGCCUGGAACCCCUCCUCCGUCAGCUGGGGGUUGAAACCCUUUAUCUGUUCUUUUUGCCGAGCAACAAGUUUCAAGAUCUUCUUAUCUUCUCCCAACAAGUAAGAACUGGGCUCUUGCAGCAAUGCCCCCUACUAAAUGGUUGACUCUCAGCUAGUACAGUAAUCUCAAGGGUUGUGGCCUGCGUGGAAGCUGCCAAGAACCUGGGUUGCGUCUUUCUGGAAAUUUAAGGUUUAUACUAAUUGACUGCAGGGACAUUGUACCAAAUCUGGAAAAAACCAUGGAGUUUGCUGAGCUGAUCAAGACACCUCGAGCUGAUAAUGUCAUCCUUCAUCGUCCCUUUUAUCCAUUAGUGGAGGGGACACUCUGUUUGACGGGGCAUCACCUGAUUUUCUCCUCACGGCGGCAGGACAAUGUAGAGGAACUUUGGCUUCUUCAUUCCAACAUUGAUUCCAUUGAAAAGAGGUUUCUUGGCUCUUUGGGGACCAUCAUCAUCAAAUGCAAAGACCUGCGGAUUAUUCAGCUUGACAUUCCUGGCAUGGAGGAGUCUCUGAACAUAGCUAGCUCCAUUGAGGCACUGUCCACCUUAGAUUCCAUCACCCUGAUGUAUCCUUUCUUUUACCGGCCCAUGUUUGAAGUCAUUGAAGAUGGCUGGCACUCCUUCUUGCCUGAGCAAGAGUUUGAGCUUCUCAGUUCAGUAACAAAUGAAUGGAGACUGAGUUAUGUCAACAAAGACUUCUCCGUCUGUCCAUCUUACCCACCAAUUGUCACUGUCCCUAAAUCAAUUGAUGAUGAAUCUCUUUGUAAAGUUGCCACAUUUCGCCAUGGCGGACGCUUCCCGGUGCUCAGCUAUUACCACAAGAAAAAUGGGAUGGUGAUGAUGCGUAGUAGUCAACCACUCACGGGCACUAAUGGGAGGCGCUGCAAGGAGGACGAGAAGCUGAUCAAUGCCACUCUUCGGGCAGGCAAACGUGGCUACAUCAUUGACACCCGCUCCCUGAACAUCGCCCAGCAAGCCCGAGCCAAAGGUGGAGGCUUUGAGCAGGAGGCCCAUUAUCCUCAAUGGAGAAGGAUUCACAAGUCCAUUGAGAGGUACAAUAUCCUUCAAGAAAGCCUCAUCAAGCUGGUGGAAGCCUGCAAUGACCAGUCACAUAAUAUGGACCGCUGGCUGAGUAAGCUGGAGGCAUCUAAUUGGUUGACCCAUAUUAAGGAGAUUCUGACCACUGCCUGCUUGGCUGCUCAGUGCAUUGACAGAGAGGGAGCAUCUGUCUUGGUUCAUGGGACUGAAGGAACUGAUUCAACACUACAGGUGACUUCCCUGGCUCAGAUUAUUUUAGAUCCAAGAUGCAGGACCAUAUGUGGCUUUGAAGCUCUGGUUGAGAGGGAGUGGCUGCAGGCCGGUCACCCAUUUCAGCUACGCUGUGCACAGUCAGCCUACUCGAAUAGCAAGCAGAAAUGGGAGGCUCCCGUCUUCCUGCUCUUCUUGGACUGUGUCUGGCAAAUUCUUCGUCAAUUCCCUUGUUCUUUUGAGUUCAACUAUCAUUUCCUCAUCAUGCUCUUUGAACAUUCCUAUGCCUCCCAGUUUGGCACUUUCUUGGGCAACAAUGAAAAUGAAAGGUGUAAACUCAAGCUGCCCCAGAAAACAAUGUCCUUGUGGUCCUGGGUAAAUCGGCCUGAAGAGCUCAACAGGUUCAAGAAUCCUCUCUUUGAGGCCAACAGCCUGGUCAUCUGGCCCUCAGUUGCACCGCAGAGUCUGCAGCUCUGGGAAGGUGUCUUCCUUCGUUGGAACCGAUCCUCCAAAUUUUUGGAUGAAUCUUAUGAAGAAAUGAUCAAUAUCAUCAAAUAUAACAAGGAACUCCAAGUGAAAGUGAAUAUGCUGAGGAGGCAGCUGGCAGAGCUGGAGACAGAUGACAGCACACAGGACGAUGGGAUGCCAGAGAGCCCCUAAUGUUGCACUGGACUCGCAGCCAAGGUCAUCCCCACUCAGUUGGGCGAGUUAUCACUACACUAAGCACUCAACACAAGACUUGCAUGCACUCAAGCUCCUUUUUGGUGCAGUUGAUUUUGAACCCUUUUGCUUCUCAGUCCCUCUCUUGGCACUUAAUAGUCAUUUUGCACCCUAAUGGCAUUGUUUCUUUGGUUUUUUUUCAUGGGAGCAAAAGUGUCCUAACUGAAUUAAUCUUACUGUCCUCUCCUGGCAAAUUCUGCAACUUGUAAUAAAUAGUAUACAAUUUCAGGGUCAACUCUGGCUCUGGAAACACUGUUAAACCU